This is a messenger RNA of Sinocyclocheilus rhinocerous, 2285 nucleotides long. It is a transcript of the gene snx16, whose product is annotated as sorting nexin 16. The coding region runs from base 507 to 1418 and encodes 303 amino acids. Gene Ontology annotation, cellular component: early endosome; late endosome. The record is from RefSeq and is a predicted model, not a curated record. Gene Ontology annotation, biological process: protein targeting to lysosome; early endosome to late endosome transport; endosome to lysosome transport. Lineage: Eukaryota; Metazoa; Chordata; Actinopteri; Cypriniformes; Cyprinidae. Gene Ontology annotation, molecular function: phosphatidylinositol binding. The transcript has 8 exons.
AAGCUUCCUGGAAGCCCACACUUCCGUGUCCCGAGUCCACGUGACUGCAGAUCACAAGAGUCUGACCAAUCGGAGAAGUGCCAUGAAACACCGCCUCUUUUGUACCGCGCGACUCAUUUCUGUCACUGCUUCUUCUUCUUCUUUCUUUACGGCGGAUCGCAGACUUAUAAGUGCAUUACCGCCAUUUCUGUCACUUCGACAUUGAUCAAUAUAUUCAUGUGUACAGUUUGUUCAGGGAUUUUACUGUUCGAUUAAAACGAAACAAACCUUGAAAACAGAACAUAUGGCAUCAGUCCAGUGCGACCGAAGCGAUUUUUGAACCGAUAUUAGUUAUUAGCUAUUUUUUUGUUUGUUUCAAGCGUACCAUGCGCGUCAUCUCCGCCGUGGCGUGAUGACGUUUUUCCGGCCGAGCGUCAGACGGUGGAUGGAGGAAUAACAGCGCGCAAAACAUACAGACGACUGCUCGUGUGUCUCCGCAGGCCGUGACUGCGACCGUGUGUGGAGCGAUGGCCACACCGUUUGUUCCGGUACCCGUGCCCAUUGAGCGAGCUCCGCGGGCGGACAGCAGGAGAGAGAGAGCCGCGGCUCCGGACAGAUGCCCGAGUCCCGUCACCCGCGCCAGGCUCAACGGCACCGAGCGCUCGGUGGAAUUUUCCAGCUACCCGCUUCCAGAGACUCCGGGACAGAGCUGGGAGGAGCGGCCUAUCACGCCCACCGUGCUGGGGUACGAGGUGAUGGAGGAGAGGGCCAAAUUCACAGUCUAUAAGGUUCUGGUGAGGAAGACUUUGGACGAGAGCUGGGUCGUGUUCAGACGCUAUACUGACUUCUCAAGACUCAACGACAAGCUGAAGGAGAUGUUUCCGGGGUUCAGACUGUCUCUUCCUCCGAAGCGCUGGUUCAAAGACAACUAUGAGACGGAGUUCUUGGAGGACAGACAGCUGGGCCUGCAGGCCUUCCUCCAGAACCUCGUGGCACACAAAGACAUCGCCAACUGUGUGGCGGUUCGGGAGUUCUUGUGUCUGGAUGAUCCUCCCGGCCCGUUUGACAGUCUGGAGGAGAGUCGGGCGUUCUGUGAGACUCUAGAGGAGUGUAACUACAGGCUUCAGAAGGAACUUCUUGAUAAACAGCGAGAGAUAAACUGCUUAAAGAAAACACUGGACGAGAAAGAGCGCCACAUUCAGAUGCUGGAAGGACGAAUCAACGGGGACGUUCUCACUCCAGACAGUCCGUGUUGUGCGUCCGGAGCGGGCAGCGACUGCAGUCUGGACGUGGAGUCUUCUGCUGCGGAGGCCGAUCAGGAGCUGCAGGAUGAAAGCCAGGCUGCGCUCCGCUCGUCUCAGAGCUCCGUGUGUUGGUGCGGUCCGUCUGUCAGCGGCGCGUCUCCUCCUGUCAUUCAGGUCACUCCUCUGGAACACUGAGCGUCUCUCCUCUUCUUUUAUUUUGGUUCCCGUGUGCAGCCGCGACGGAGGCACCAUGUGAUCUGUUUUCUGGACUGGUGUUUAAUGGCAGCCAAAGAGUGACAUUUAGCCCCGACACGAACACGCCACGCGCCAGGAAGCAGAAUCACUCGACGAUCAGCGGCACACUGAGACUGAGACCCGCCGCUGCUGGAACAACAUCUCUCUCUGUUCUCAGGGGCACGUCUAUGUUUUAAUUUUGUUUUUGAGGUAUAAUCGAGUGAGACUGGUGUUGGUCUCUGAUGGGCUUUUUCACGUGUCAUCAGCUCAGAUGGUGAUCACGUCUGCUUCCUGCACUCUACAUUCAUGCAGCUGAUGCUCGUCAUAAUCGUGCAGUGCUCGUGUGAGAUGAAACACUGCGAGCGUGAGUUUUUAGUUCAGUUUUCUGCUUCACUGAAAGCCAUAUUUAGAUCACAGCCGAGGCCUGUCGCUCCUGCCUGCGGUCGGUCUGUAGCGGGACACGUCGUGCACUUUACGCUCCUGAGGGAUUAUGGGAUAGAUGCUUCUACACUGCUUGAUGAAAUCAUGUCGAACACCACGUUAAAGCUUCGUUUGAAGCCGUGUGCCUUCUCACAGAGUUUCACUGAUGACACGGUGCCUUGCGUCUUCUCACAGAGUUUUAUGUAUUUAAAUGAUGUACAUAUUAAAAUGUGCUUUCCGUUGGUUUUGCCUGGGUUCUGUUUGCUUCUGGGAUGUUUCAGAAUGUGUCUCCGUGUGUUUUGUGCUUGAUUAAUUGAUCGUGUUUUUACUCAGACAAAGGAUUGGAGAAGGGAUACGGGAAGUAGAUGAAGUGACGCGGCGCUGCUCUCGCCAUCGACUGUGAUUUAA